AACUACUGAUUUCCGGUUCAACAUUUUUAUUUUCCAUUUCAACUUUUGAAGAGGUAGAAGAUGACGGUUAUGUCAUUCAUGGCCUAUCUUUUAUUUCGCCUUGUUCUCUGGAGAAGUAUGGUGCGUAUACAGACAACGGCACUGUCUGUAUACGUAAUGUCAAAUUUUGCUAAGAUACUCUUUCCACUGCGUUCGUAGUGUUUUAACAACAUUUUGAAUAACUUUACUAUGAAUGUUAUAUUCGAUUUCGAUUGAAUCUUUGCCUGUUGCGGCUACAUGAAAAGGGAGGCACUCAUAUAUUAGGCUGUGCAGGACUGUCACAAUCCAUUACAUACUCAUAGGACAUGCCCCACUUAAAACUCGAUAAACCGGUUCUUCAUGUACCAGUCCUGUGCGCAACUUACCUAGUCUCUGUGUGAAGACAACAAGUACUGUGACUUGCAUAUGGAACACAUACUGUGCUACAAUACCACAGCUUAGAUCAGUAGUAUGGCAUCCACGUAAGUGUUUUGGAACCUUGUACUACCGAAGGACGGUCGUAAACGAACUACUUGUUGCAACAUGGCGAAGCGGACAUCUAUCUGCAAUGUACUGUUGAGACACUGGAAAGCCAUCAUACUUCUUGUGACACCUGUGAUCUUCAGUCCACUGCCUAUCCACUUUUCUUCAACAGAAAACAGCAAGAUCGCUGCCUGUGGGUAUGCUGUGAUCAUCAUGGCGGUGUACUGGGCCUCUGAAGCUCUGCCGCUCCCCGUGACGGGCCUUCUUCCCAUCUUCCUCUUCCCCAUGCUGGGGAUCCAGUCAGCGAGGGACGUCUCCGUCAACUACGCAAAGGAUGCCAUCUUUCUCCUGAUCGGUAGUGUGAUGUUUGCGAUAGCCAUAGAACGGUGGAACCUUCACAAGAGGAUAGCGCUGAGGGUGCUGCUGACUGUGGGGGUUGAGCCAAAACGGCUGAUGUUGGGGAUGAUGUCAGCGACAGCGUUUUUGUCCAUGUGGAUCAACAACACGGCAACAACUGCCAUGAUGGUUCCCACUGUAGAGAACAUCACUGGUGGGAUUCCCACCGACGACGAGUCAGAUCCUCGGGAGAAACAUACCCUAAUGCAGAAGACAGAUGAGAAAACAGGUCUGCUGUCGGCAGGGGCGUCUGGAAGAGGGGCUUACAGGAAACCUGAGGACUUAGUGAGAAUAGUUGAAUAUGAUGACGCUGAGGACAAGACACAAGAUGAGCCGUUAUUUUUAAAUGAAGAAUCAGAUGGUAGAUCAAGAGAACAGGCAGACAGGAUGGCUAAGGGACUGUUACUGUGUAUCUGCUACGCCGCCAACAUCGGAGGCAUCGCUACUCUGACCGGGAGCAGCACCAACAUCCUGGCUGUUGAAGUUAUUGAAGCACUUUACCCCGAGAGCAAAGGCAUCGAUUUUGCCACCUGGUUUUUCUUCGGCUUCCCGACGAUGCUUCUGAUCCUCAUCGUGGCCUAUAUCUACCUACUGUGGCUGUUUCUGGACUGCAGUUGCCUGUUGGGCUGCAGAAAGCGAUGCAGAGAACACUGGAUGAGAAACCAGAGCAGCGCCGCCUAUCUGGUCGUCAAGAAACAGUACAACGAGCUGGGGCCCGUGUCGUUCGCUGAGAAAGUUGUACUGUUUCACUUCGUCCUGUUGGUGCUCCUGUGGUUUUUCCGGGACAUGAAGUUUCUACAUCUAGAGAACGGACAGGCAGCCGGCUGGACCUACUACUUCUUACGGGGCUAUGUAACAGACGCAUCCACCGUUAUGAUGAUCAUCAUUUCCCUAUUCUUCUGGCCAUCGAGGCCUCCAAACUUUAUGUGUUGCAGAAAUAGAGAAGAUACAGAAGCCUCCGAGCCAGCUCCGUCUAUUUUAGACUGGGAAACAGUCCACCAGAAGAUGCCGUGGGGACUUGUUUUUCUCAUAGGGGGAGGUUAUGCCCUUGCAGAUGGAAUCGAGGUCUCAGGACUGUCCGUUUUGCUGAGCCGACUGUUCAAGUCAGCCUCUGGGUUCCUCCCCGUGACGCUGGUCCUCAUCGUCACGACUCUUGUGGCCUUCGUGACGGAGUUAAUCAGCAACGCGCCGGUCGCUGCCAUCGCCCUCCCCAUCCUCGCAAACCUGGCGGAGGGCAUCUGUAUCCACCCCUUUCACCUGUUGGUUCCGGCCACCAUUGCCAGCGCCUUUGCCUUCAUGUUACCAGUAGCGAGUCCACCGAAUGCCAUCGUCCUUCAAAGCGACAAGAUCCAACUAUAUGAUAUGGUGAAGAGCGGCUUCUUGUUAAACAUUAUCGGCAUCCUGGUGUUGAAUAUCGCCAUCGGCACGUACGGGUUCCCGCUGUACGGUCUGGACACCCUCCCUCCCUGGGCUAAGGCACACCGAUUCUGUAACAACACUCUCACAACGGUAGCGACUUCAACAUCGGCGCUUCUCAAUUCCACACUAGUUCCAGAUGUAUGACAAACGUUUAGAAGUAAAUUGUAAUGUAGUUUUUUUGUUGUAAAUAUUUUGUAAUUUUCUUGUAAGGGAUUAUGUCAACUCUUCUCAAUUCCACCCUCGAUUCCAGUUGUAUGACAAACGUUUAGAAGUAAAUUGUAAUGUAGCUUUUUCGUUGUAAAUAAUUUGUAAUUUUCUUGUAAGGGAUUAUAUGAAUGUCAACUCUUCUCAAUUCCACCCUGGAUUCCAGUUGUAUGACAAACUUUUAGAUGUAAAUUUUUUAAUGUAGUUUUUUUGUAAAUAAUUUGAAAUUUCUUGUCAGGGAUUAUACGUCACAGCAUUGAACUUUCAUUGUAAUAUAAUAAUCCAUUAUUCUUGACUCAACGUUGGAUACAAAAAUUAUAAAAUUUUACUGAAACAACUAGAAUAACAACAUGACUCAAAACAAUGCAUUUGUUUGUCUUUAUAUAUUUUGUUACACAGACCCGUACAUACUUAAUACAUGAUAUUGCCGUAUAGAGUAGAAACUCAUUAUGUGUUGUUGCAUAGGAUAAUAUAAGAAACAAAUUAGUUAUCAAAGCGAUGAUGGUAUUAGACAAACACAACAAAUGAAAACUUGACAAAAUCCGAGUUUUAAAACACAGUCACAUAAUUAUUUCACUCAAAACAUUAUGGAAAAACAGUGUUAUGUCAAUUACCCUGUAGCUCUCCAUCAGAAAAAUAUAUUCACCAAUGUUACAUUAAAAUAUACCUAACAAUGUUUAACGCUUUCUGUUAGACAAAAUCCACCAACAUGAUUACAUUUUCCCUUAUAAAAAUAAUCUGUAAUGACUGGCUCGUACACAUUCAUUACGUCUGUCCUUAGCAAAAAUAAUCUCCAAUUUAACAUUAUAAAAAGUAUGUUAAAUUUUUAAUCCUUACUUGUUACCCCUCACCAUUAUAAUUGUCUUCAAAACAUGAUUGUCAACAUGCUUCUCAUUGCAAAAAUGAAUUCUGACAUUAUUAUAUAAAAUAUGUCACAUUUCUAGAUUCUUGAUUUUGAAAGACAUGAUAAUAACUGAGCUGUAUAUCAAUCAUAUACAAGUA
Messenger RNA from Branchiostoma belcheri (Belcher's lancelet), 3522 nucleotides. Its product is annotated as solute carrier family 13 member 5-like. Bases 562 to 2460 code for a protein of 632 amino acids. Gene Ontology annotation, molecular function: transmembrane transporter activity. The transcript has 15 exons. NCBI's taxonomy places the organism in Eukaryota, Metazoa, Chordata, Leptocardii, Amphioxiformes, Branchiostomatidae. The record is from RefSeq and is a predicted model, not a curated record. Gene Ontology annotation, biological process: monoatomic anion transmembrane transport. Gene Ontology annotation, cellular component: membrane.